GGUAUUUUGGUGAAUGUCGUGUCCAAAAAAUAAGUCAUUUUUCAGGAUAAAAAAACAAACAAGAUAGAAACAAAUUCAAGAGUACUGACUAAUUACUCUCUUUCAGAGGACAUCUUAGUUUUUCCCCCUCCAUUUUUUUUUUCUUUUUUCUUCCUUCCUCCCUCCUUCCAGGCUUUUUUCCUGUGGGUAUGAUGGGAGAUGCAGCUGGAUAUUAUGCCCCCCUCCACGCUCACAUUCAGAUACAGAAACACGCUCUUCCUCUCCUCUCUCCCUCUCUCUCUCUCUCUCUCUUUUUCUCUCUUUCUCUCCCCCCUUCAUGUCUAUCUAACUCUGCGGAGAGGUAAACAGAAGGGGAGAUCUCAUUUAGUUCCUGAACUGUUGCAGCGCUCCGUGCUGCUGCUCACUCUCUCUUGAAUCUUGGUCAUUCAGAGGCACCAAAGAGACAAAAAAAAAAAUCUUGGACUGGACUCGCAACUCGGAAGCAUUUACAGAAGGAGAGAAGGCAAAAAUUAAAAAGAGCGACAGGGAUCAGAGGAGUGCAACGUUUUGCACACAAUGAGCGUCCAGCUGCCGUGGGGAAAACAUGAGCAACUGCAGGAAUAUGAGGAGUAAUGCUGCUGAGUGAACUUUGUGGAUAUCACUGAAUUAAUUCCCUUAAACUUUGGGAGGGAGUUGACUAUAAAGACAGGAAAGGUGGGACUCUGGAGACAGGAACUCUCUGAGAAGCAUGGCGGCCACCAGCCCUUCCUCCUGCCACCCUUUUCUCUUCUUCUUCAUUUCCUUCCUUGUCAGCCGGCCAGUACUCACCCAGGACACUUCCUUCUCCACGGCGACAGUAACCGAGGGGGACCCUGCUUUGACCCCUACUAAGCUGUCUAACCAGACAGCGCCUAGCUUUGAGGAUGUAACCCAGAGCACUCCUCCAGAGACGGGGCUCUCCACCCCCACCAGCGGUGGGGACGCAGACGAUGAAGAUGUCCCGCCGGUUGGAGGGACCCGUUGCCAGGGUUACUAUGACGUAAUGGGCCAGUGGGACCCACCGUUUAACUGCAAUGCUGGGGUCUUCCUGUACUGCUGUGGCACCUGCUUUUACCGCUUCUGCUGCCAGUUCCGUCAGCAGAGGCUGGACCAGACCAUCUGCUCCAACUACGACACGCCCAUCUGGGCCAACACCGGGAAGCCUGUGGCCACCAUCACUGAAGGCCAGGGGGAUUCAGACCGCGACCGGACGCACCUCAUCGUCUACAUCAUUUGCGGCGUUGUUGCCGUCAUGGUGUUGGUGGGCAUCUUCACCAAACUGGCUCUGGAGAAGACACGAGGAGGAAGUGGAGGAGGGGCAGGGAUACCUCAGACUGACCUCAACUCCAGGACGCUGACGGACCUGCUGAAGCAGCAGGGCAGCGAGGCGAACUCGGUAGAGAACGCUGCAUCUGGAUCGCCCAGCGGAGGGAGAGCCAACGGCGUCUCAGCCCGGAUGCCACGCAGCAGGAGUGAACAGCACCAGCUGAAUAACGCAGCCUACGGUGCGUUUGGACAGGGCCUUCCGCAGCCGCAUAAUAACCACAGCACACUGGGACUCAACAAGUACGCCUCCCUCAAAGCUGUGGCCGAAACCGCUUCCCGUAGCUACUAUAAGAGCUUUCCUGUCAUGGACUUCUCCAGUUACCAACCCGCAGCGCCUCCUGCCUUCCAGCCCUUGCAGCCUAAGGAGAAGUCCUACAUCCACCAGCCUCUGCCUGGGCACCGCGACCUCCACACCCCUCUGUCCAUCUCCAUUCCGUCCAACCACCUGGAGCACUCGCGCCUCCCCAAGACCACCACGCACCCGUUCAUCUCCAACUCGGCCUUCAAAGCCUGGGAGCCGGCCGCCCGCCACGUCCACAGACAGACCUCCGCUCCGGCGCACACCUCCUCCUCUCUGCACAGCUCCACCCGGAGACACGGCUACUCAACACGGCGGCAGCAGAGCAUAGAGAACCUGCAAGAAGUGGUUAACCAGUCCUACGGAGGUAUGUACGGAGGAGGAGGGCAGGGUCACCACGGCCACAGCCAGCACACUUCUCAACCCCCAUACUACAACCACACCAGGCAGAAGAGCUACUCCACCCACAGCGCCACCGAGGUGACUGUCUGAGUGUUUCAGUGAGAGUGACCUACCACAAUGCUAAACUCAAGAAAAACUUUGGAGCGAGCCAGGUACUGCACUUCCUUACAGUCCAACAUGACCGGGGGUUAAGCAAGGACACGCCUUCCAAUGUACAUGAAAAAACAAGAGCUCAGAUUUUCAAUUAGUGGGAAAAAACCAGGAGACAGACUCAUUGCUACUCAGGCUCCUCUCUGCUGCAUUGGGCUUGUAGAUGUUCAACCGCUGCAGUUUUGCUAUAUCACAGGAUUACAGUUGAUCAAGCCCUGUAGAGAUCCGGUCUGGAUAAAACCAAUGUUUCUCUGUCUAUAGUUUAGAAGUCGGAGCUUGGUUUUGUCCACAAACAUGUUUUUAUUUUUAAUGUUUUGGUUUUAAUAUGGAUGUCAGAGGAGCAAAUUCCAAACUUGUGUUAGCCAAGUAAAGGUUCUGGUAGCUAGCCCAGGUAUGAGACUAAACCAACUAGUCACACUGUAAUUAGUUCCUUAAAUCCAAAAAAGAACCACAUUUUAGGGAACUUAUAUUAUGGUUUCUUGCCUGGAGUAAAGAUAGUGAAUCAGUAACACUGCUAUGCAAUCUGGCAGAGUUGGGAGUAGAUGGAGCUCUAACUCCGGUGGAGUUAGCUGCCUAGCUAACCAGCUGAUCAUAUUAAAUCUGAGAUUAAACAAUGGGUUCUCAUUUUACCAGAGUCUGGUACAGCCCAGAGCUUUGACACAAAAAACACAGAAACACCCAGUAUAUAUUCAUAACAGAAGAGGAAACGGCAAAUUUUAGCAUUUUUCUUUGUUUUUUAAUGAAAUAUGCUAUUUACAUCAACAUAAACCAUGAUGCAGAAAGAUGUACUGUAUCUCAUCCAAUGGAUGAAGCAUAUAAAAUUCAAAAUUGGCUUACUAUAAUUGCUUUUUGUUUCUGUGUUUAUAAUAAUGUGAUCAGGUUGUCAAGCAAAUCAUUUGAAAAGCUAGCAUACACGCCAAUAUUAGUACUAGCCUUUUUGCUAACUUGUUUGUCCAAAGAAAUUCAAACUAUCUGAGAAACUGGACAGUUUUUGUCAUUAAUAGUAGUUCUUAAAUACAAUUUUCAUUCUUAAAAUAAAGUAGUCUCCAGGUAGUUGAAGUAAAUAAAGGUUUAUUUCAGAAAUAGUUACAUAGUAAAUUAUAGUUAGCCUGUGUACAAACUGGCCUAUGUUUUGGGCUUAUGUAUAUAAAACUGCUCCUUUGAGUUUUAUAAUUCAAACAUGGUGUUUAUUUUAUGCAUUUUCAAUAAAUAUAGGGGGCAAUAGAAUAAGGAAUCAUGCACCUGAAUUAUGAAUUAUGUCAUAUUUAGUCACUUAAUCACAGCCUUCAGUGUAGUUUAUGUGGUUUUAUGUAAUAGAACAACAUAAUGGGUACAGUUAGAAGGAAAUGUUAUAGCUUUUUUAAAUUUAUAUCUAUAUUUUUUUACAAAUAAGAAUAUAACAAGUAAAUUUUUGGCCACUUUACACAGACACCCCAAAAUAAAAUCCUGCGCAAUCAACUCAACUCCCCUGAGAAGUCCUCUUUUGUUUCCAAUUUAAUCUCAGAAUAAAAAAAAAUAAAAAAAGCGUUUUCUGAUUCCAGGUGAACUAAGCUGGUAGAAACGGCCCAGAAGACCUGCAGCUGUAACUGCAGCCAGGUUCUAACAGGCAGCGACUCAAAGCUUCAGAGUGUGAAUACUUCUGCAAGGCAUUGAAGUGACAACUUCCUUUAACCAACAAGGGUAUUUUUUUUUCCUUUUUUUUCUUUCAUGUCUCUUUUGUUGCACUGUUAAGAAACAUAAAAAUAGUAAUAAAACGGUCAAAUAUACAUUGAUUCUUUAACUUAAUAGAUGCAAACAACUAUUUUUGUUCAAAUAGUGUAGAGGUUUAUGCAACUUUAGACAUGUUUUUAGCUUUGCUUUAUGGGGCUGACUUCUGUCAAAUUUUCACUUCAUUCAUGACCUUGAGUAAAA
Messenger RNA from Poecilia latipinna (sailfin molly), 4105 nucleotides. RefSeq names its product shisa family member 8b (gene shisa8b). Gene Ontology annotation, cellular component: postsynaptic density; postsynaptic membrane; AMPA glutamate receptor complex. Lineage: Eukaryota; Metazoa; Chordata; Actinopteri; Cyprinodontiformes; Poeciliidae. The record is from RefSeq and is a predicted model, not a curated record. The transcript has 5 exons. Bases 728 to 2134 code for a protein of 468 amino acids. Gene Ontology annotation, biological process: regulation of short-term neuronal synaptic plasticity; regulation of AMPA receptor activity.